GGCCUCGUGUAACAUGUUACUCACUGUUACACCGAAUUGAAUCAGAAGUCAUUUUCUGGACGGUUGCAUCAGUUGUUUACAGCCGAUUUUCCGUCAGGCACCGAUGGUUUGUUGCAUCAUUGCCAAUCGGGUGAGGGCUCAGCGUUUGCUCACACUGGAACUAGGGGCAGAGUGGAGGCCACGUCAGGAAAUUGCUGCAGUCUCCUACAGAACAGAUCUCUGUUCCUCCUGCCGGUCUCCUCUGAGGACUUCACUGUGAUCAGGCCGUCAUGGAGGUUCCAUACCCCAACUCCUCUUUGCUCUACGUCUCUCUCAGACCCUAUAACCACAGCGGUGGGGAGGAGACAGUGUACGAGCAAUGCAAAGACAUGCCCGCCGCCAUCAUUUGGUACCUGGGCCUGCAGUUCAUUAACAUGUUCCUGGGCAUCCCGACCAACCUCACGGUGCUGUGGCUCAUCCACAAGAACAAGGGCGACUCCUCCACCUCGGACAUCUUCAUCCUUCACCUGGCAAUUCUAGAUGUGCUCUUCUGCCUCACCCCUCCUCUGGAGCUGGCCAACAUAGUCUUCAUCACCACCAGCAGCACCUGGUACGUCCUGCGGUUCUUCUACGGCAUGAAGGACUCCUCGCCGCUCUUCCUCUCCUGCAUCUGCCUGGACCGCUACAUGGCUGUGGUCCACCCCAUCACCUUCACCGAGCUCAAGGACCGCCAGCACAGAGCGGUCCUGGCCAUGCUGGUCUGGCUGUUCAUCCUGGGCUACGCUGCCGCCAAGUGCGUGGGCAACAUCCCCAACUUUGAGAAGGUCUUCACGGCGAUGAUCCUCGCCGCGUUCGCCUUCAUGGUCUACUGCAACAUUGCCAUUCUCUGGGUGCUGCGGCAGUCUGGGCCCGGCAGAGACGAGAUGCACCCAGUGAAGAAGAGGGCCUUCAAAAUGGUCCUCAUCAUCCAGGCCAUCAUAGUGUUCAACUACUUCCCACCUGUGGCGCUGUUCCCCUUCCAGGACUACUUCUCUGCCGACGUGUUCCGCUGCUACAUCCACUACGUGGCCUUCGGCCUGAUGGACUUCAGCAGCACCAUUCAGCCCAUGCUCUACCUCUCCAAGGAAAAGAUGCCACGGAGCCUCAACUGUUGUCUCACCAGCACGACUCACAACCUACAAGUCUAAAGGCGCGGCUUCUUCCUCUAUGCCACCCGAGUGUCGUGAUGUGCAAGAUGAAUGCACCGAUAUGGGGAAAUGCAAGAUAAUAGAUUUUGAGUUCUUCAAUUACGAAACCUUUGAAUGUGUUCGUUUUUCCGAUAUCUAUUUUUUUACUUUCUGAAACUUUCAUCACUUCAGCUAGAGACGUCAUUUCAACUUAAAACUGAUCACAAGAAAGAUUUUUUUAUUUGGAUUCAGCUUUUUUAUAGCUUGUAACCUUUUGAAUUGUUGCCGUUUGUUUUUUCAUGCUUUCAGUCGGACUGAGUUUAUAAUAUACAAUAUGCCUACUCACAUAUCUACUAUUACUGGCAAUAACUCCUGCGUCAUUGCUGCACCCUUCAUCUCUAUCAGACAUUGUCUUAUGUGUUAAUACUUUAUACACUGACACCCCUUUCCAUGAUGUUAGAAACUUGUUGGUAGUUUUUACUCACUCUUGUUGAGGGUUAAGGACAGAGGAUGUCACACAGUUAGUGGCCGUCUGUGGAAUCAGGUUAGAAUUUGUGGUGCUUCGGCUGCUCUGCUUUUAUUAAAAACUUUGGAUAUUAGCUCUUAAAGUGCUGAGCUUUUCUCAAUUACAAUAACACAAUUUAAAGAUUACAUUUUAGGAUAGUUUGAACUGUUUCACACGGUGAGGAUUUAUGCACUUGCUGGUUUUCAAUGUUCAUGGCUUAAUCAACAAGUGGAGCCAUCAACUGCUCCAUAUAAUUCAAUGUUUUAUCACUUCUGGGGCAUGGGCACAUAUGUUUUAGCGUCUCUGUGUGCACCAAAUGUGUAAAGAAAAUAAAAUAAUUUGUACAUUUAGUUUAUUUGCUGCACUUUACCUUUGAUUGUACAAUAAAACCACAACUGU
Molecule: messenger RNA, 2049 nt
Organism: Pleuronectes platessa (European plaice)
Lineage: Eukaryota; Metazoa; Chordata; Actinopteri; Pleuronectiformes; Pleuronectidae
Gene: hcar2
Product: proteinase-activated receptor 3
Exons: 3
Coding region: 270-1166 (298 amino acids)
Biological process (GO): positive regulation of Rho protein signal transduction; phospholipase C-activating G protein-coupled receptor signaling pathway
Cellular component (GO): membrane
Molecular function (GO): G protein-coupled receptor activity
Source: RefSeq, a predicted model, not a curated record